CUCUGUUUUUUCGUGAAUAUUUUCCAUAACUCUUUUUCUUUGAACACUACAAAAAAAAAUACAUAGAUUUAGAAAUUAAUAAAAAAUAAUAAUAAUCUAUCAAAUAACGGUUCUCUUCUCUUUCUAAAAACAAAACGGUACAACUCUUUCUCAUCAUGACUUCAAACGAUUCUUUGGACACUUUGCCCCCUUCUGCUCAAUUAGCACUUCUUCACGCUCAAGCUGCCAAGCCCUCUUCUAAUAACAAUAACGUGGUUGAGGAAGACCCCUUUGUUCCUUCUGCUGAUGACCCAGUUGUUGUUAUGGAUAACUCUACUUAUGAACCUUUGAUUGCUGGUGAUUUCCCCACACCUAUCGGUAAGCCUAUGGCCGUCCCUGUAAAGAGAGAAAUCAUCACCAAGAAGAACUUGGACUUGAACUCUGAAUCUGCUUUCCCUUCUCUCUCUGCUUCUCCUCGUACCCCCGUUGCCUCUGCCUGGUCUGCCUCUUCUCGUGUCAAGGCCCCUCAAACCGCCAACACCACACGCACUAGACCCAUGGCUCCUGCUUCCGGUGGAAAAAAGGCUUCUUCCGCUACUCAAGUCACCGACGUGUUGGAGUUGCCUGCCAACCAACAAAUCGCCAACUUGAACAGUAAACCCCUUGGUUUCAAGUCUUCUGCUGAUGUCAUUCAACAAGUCAUCAAUAAGACUGGUACCAACAUUAUUGCUUCUACCAACCGUUCUGGCAUCACCACUUUCCUCAUCCAAGGUGCCCCUGCUGAAGUUGCCAGAGCCAAGAGAGAUUUGGUUGCUGGUCUUGUCAUCAAGCGUACUGUUGAAAUUGCUGUUCCUUCUUCUACCCGUCGUUUCAUUAUUGGUGCCAAGGGUGCUACUCUCAAGCAAAUUGAGACCAAGUCCAACACGCGUGUGAACUUUCCUCGCAAGGACGAUGAAGAUUUUGGUUUCAAUGAGGAAAACCCUGAUGAGUUGGUCAUUGUGACCAUUAUGGGUGAUGCUACUGGUAUCAGAAUUGCCAAGGAAGAAAUUGAAAAGAUUGUUGGUGAAAAGACUGCCAAGCAAACUAUCAAGGUAGAUCAUCUUGACAGCAAGUACUAUCUCUUCCUUGCCGGUCCUCACAAUAGCAACAUCAAGCAAAUUGAAGAAGAAUUUGAUGUCAAGAUCCAAAUUCCUGCCAUUGUUGUUGAUAGUGCUCUUAACCGUGACACCUCCAUUUCCAUCUCGGGUGACAAAGAAAAGGUUCAAUUGGCCAAGUCCGCCUUGGAAAAGAGUUAUGCCGACAUUGAAAAAUUGAGUCGUACUGUUGGUCUCAGUAUCCCCAAGCGUCAACACAAGUAUCUCUUUGGUAAGCACGGUGAGGUCCUCAAGGAAAUCUAUCAUGGUUCUGGUUGUACUGUCGAGCUUCCUUCCUCUGAGGAAUCCUCUGAAAAUAUCUCCAUCCGUGGUCCUGAUGCUAAAUUGGUGGAUGGCUUAACCUUUGUCAUGGGUAAGGUCCGUGCUGUUCAAGUCAGUGUUCUUGAUUUAUCUGAAAGCUACAAGUCCUCUGGUAAGGAAGCUUUAAAGUAUGCUCGUUUUGCUCUUAAGUAUCUCUUGAGCAAGAACAGCAUCAAGAAGAUUGAAAAUGAUCACAACGUUCAAGUUGGUGUCCCUACCGCUCAAGAACUUCACAAGACUGUGCAUCUUGAAGUUGUUAGCACUGUGGAGAAGGAUGCUGCUGGAGCUCAAUUAGCUAUUUCCAGCAUCUUGCGUGAAUUGACUCCUCAAGUCUUUGGUACUGUCGAUAUUGAACCUUACCUUCACCAACAUAUCAAGACUGCUCACCGUGCUGCUCUUGAACGUAUCCAAACCACCAACAACGUCAAGGUUAUCUUUUCUGAUGAAAAGGAAAACAAUGCUACCGUCUUACUUGUCUUUGAAGGCGAGGAUAAGUCUGCUGCCAAGGCCUCUCUUGAAGCCGCUUCUGCCGAUUUGAAGAAGAUUGCUUCCGAAUCAUCUGAUUUUAUUUCCAAGAAGAUUUCUAUUCCUGCCAAGUUCCAUGAUUUGAUCCGUGGUCCCAAGGGUACUACCUUGAACGCCAUUUUGGGUCCCCAUGCUGAAGCCACUGUUCUCUUUGGUACUUCUUCCAAGGACACUGUAGAGAUUCGUGGUCUUAGCAAGGAUGUGACUCAAGUAGUUGCUCAAAUUCAAAAGGCACAUGAGGCUGUCCAAUCUGAAGAUUUCGCCAAGUCCUAUACUGCCGAAUUCUUUAUCCCUGCCAACUUUUCUGCCCAUAUCAUUGGUAAGGCUGGUAUCCAUAUCAACAAGCUUAAGGAUGAUCUUGGUGUCAAGAUCGAUAUCGGCGAGAACAAGAAUGGUGAAGAAGAAAAGGUUGUUGUCAGCAAGAACAAGAAGAAUGCUGCCUCUGCUGCUCCUGUCAAGGUUGUAAUUCAAGGUAUCCGCUUGAAUGUGGAAGCCGCUAAAGAACGUGUGUUGUCUCAAAUCACCAAUUUAGCUGAUCAAGUCACACUCUCUCUCAAGGUACCCAAGGAAUUCCAUCGUUUCUUGAUUGGACCCAGUGGUCGUUAUGUCAAGAAGCUUGAAGACAAGUACAACGUCUUUAUUAAGUUCCCCAAGACCAACCGUGGUGAUGAAAGUCCUACUUCUUCCCCUAUUCCCAGCAACCCUGAUGAGAUUACUGUACGUGGUGGUAAGAAGGAUUGUCAAUCAGCCAAGGAAGAAUUGAUGGAACUCUAUGAGUAUGAAAAGGAGGAACAAGAAAAGAGAAAGGAAAGAGACAUCAAGCAAAAGGAGUACGAAGAAAAGCGUGCUAUUGAAAAUAAGAGAAGAGCUGAAGAGAGAGCUGCUAGAGAUGCUAGAGAUGCUGCCAAGGAAGCUGCUAGAGAAGCCAAGAAGGCUGAGAAGGAAGCUGCUGCUGCUGCCACCGCUGCUGCUGCUGCUAAUGCCACCAAGGAAUAAAUCCCAUCCAUAUCCCAAACACACACACACACACAUCAUUGACAAACUGAAAUUUUUAACAUAUAUCUUUACACCCUCACAUCCUUUUUGUAUUUAGAAAAAAAAAUAAACAAUUUUUUUUUACUUUAAA
Messenger RNA from Mucor mucedo, 3084 nucleotides. RefSeq lists its product as uncharacterized. The coding region runs from base 156 to 2954 and encodes 932 amino acids. Gene Ontology annotation, cellular component: nucleus; cytoplasm. The transcript has 3 exons. Lineage: Eukaryota; Fungi; Mucoromycota; Mucoromycetes; Mucorales; Mucoraceae. Gene Ontology annotation, biological process: nuclear division. Gene Ontology annotation, molecular function: mRNA binding. The record is from RefSeq and is a predicted model, not a curated record.